Cuscuta campestris is the source of this 2729-nucleotide messenger RNA. NCBI's taxonomy places the organism in Eukaryota, Viridiplantae, Streptophyta, Magnoliopsida, Solanales, Convolvulaceae. The record is from the annotation of a GenBank genome assembly.
GCUCCGACAUUUCUGCUGAAAGUUUUUCAGGUGGGUUUUUUUUAUCGGCGGUUUCAUCCGUUUUCCACCGGCGGCGGCGGAGGAGGAGGACGGGAAGGAGGCGGACCAUGAUCAGUCCUCAGAAGAACUACUCGGCAAAUCCCGAUGACUAUAAGCUUCUUGAAGAGGUUGGUUAUGGCGCCAGCGCUACUGUCUACAGAGCGAUCUAUCUCCCUCUCAAUGAUGUUGUGGCCGUCAAGUGUUUGGAUCUCGAUCGCUGUAACAGCAAUCUGGAUGACAUACGCAGAGAAGCCCAAACAAUGAGUUUAAUAAAUCACCCAAAUGUUAUUAGAGCAUUUUGCUCUUUUGUUGUUGAUAGCUACCUUUGGGUGGUCAUGCCCUUUAUGGCCGAGGGUUCUUGUCUGCACCUCAUGAAGACAGCGUACCCAGAAGGAUUUGAAGAGUCCGCAAUUAGUUCUAUACUUAAAGAAACACUCAAGGCUUUGGAAUACCUCCAUCGGCAUGGCCACAUUCAUCGUGAUGUUAAGGCGGGAAAUAUACUGUUAGACACUAAUGGGGAAGUAAAGCUUGCAGACUUUGGUGUUUCAGCAUGCAUGUUUGACAUGGGCGAGAGACGGAGAUCGAGGAAUACAUUUGUCGGAACUCCAUGCUGGAUGGCACCAGAAGUUUUGCAGCCUGGAACUGGAUAUGAUUUCAAGGCAGACAUUUGGUCAUUUGGAAUAACUGCACUGGAGUUGGCUCAUGGUCACGCACCAUUUUCGAAAUAUCCUCCAAUGAAGGUUCUUCUUAUGACUAUACAAAACGCACCUCCUGGUCUUGAUUAUGACCGUGAUAAAAGAUUCUCUAAGGCAUUCAAAGAACUGGUUGCAAUGUGCUUGGUGAAAGACCAAUCUAAAAGGCCUACUGCAGACAAGCUGUUAAGACAUUCCUUUUUCAAGCAUGCCAAGCCUCCGGAGCUGUCUGUAAAGAAACUAUUUACUGACUUGCCUCUACUUUGGAAUCGUGUAAAAGAUCUCCAGCUUAGAGAUGCUGCUCAACUUGCUUUAAAGAAGAUGCCUUCAGCAGAACAAGAAGCAAUAUCACAGAGUGAAUACCAGCGAGGUGUUAGUGCAUGGAACUUUGAUCUUGAAGAUUUGAAAUUUCAGGCAUCACUGGUGCCAGAUGAAGAUGACCAAGAUAUGAAGGAAGAUGAUGAAAAUAUGAAGCCUUGCUUAAGUAGCGAGGUUGUAUCUAUUUCUGGACGAAAUUUAGGAGGGUCGAGUCCCAAUGGAAAUGCUGUUUCCAGUGCACAAACAAGUGUUGGUGAGGUGCUUGCAGCUGAGUGCCAGAGCAAGAAGGAAAAAGAUCUUGACAGCGAUUUACUGGAAUCCGACCAAAGGAAAACUGAACUUAGAAAGAAUGGAUCUAAAACAAAUCUUCCACCACUUACUUCAGACAAGGAGGUUGUACAGACCAAGACUAGAACUCAAACAGGAAAGCCUCGCCAAAGUCAGAGUGGACCUCUCACUCCAGGCACUGUGUUAAGUCAUUCUACGCCAGAAAGGGCUCGUAACAUAGAAAGGACUGAGAUUGAAAACCAACCUGUGGAGAGAGUUCCUCAAGUGCGAAAAGCACCUAGUUUUAGUGGUCCUUUAAUGUUGCCAAACCGUGCUUCAGCUAAUAGUUUGUCAGCUCCUAUUAAACCAUCUAGUGGAUUCAGAGACACAUUGGAUGACAAGUCAAAAGCCAACUUGGUGCAAAUAAAAGGGCGGUUUUCUGUGACAUCAGAAAAUCUGGAUCUUGUUAAGGAUAUCCCUUUAUGCUCAGUUCCUCGGCGGUAUUCUCAAACAUCUCCGCUGAGGAAGGCUGCAAGCAUUGGAGAAUGGGUUCCUGAGAAUAAACAAAUGACAUCCAAUCAGUCGCCAAAGGAAAGUAUUCAUGGUAAUGUACCUGCAUCAAUUCUUAUGCCCCACCUUCAAAAUCUUUUUCAACAAACUUCAAUUCAACAGGACAUGAUUAUGAGUUUGUUGAAUAGUAUGCAAUUAUCCGCAGGCGAAGCAUCUCAAAACGGGAAAAUGCAUCCACAACAACGCACUUCAGAGAAUAACGAUACUGUUGAAACAGCUGCUUCUGAGCGGGAACGCUUGCUUCUAGUUAAAAUUUCUGAGCUCCAAACGAGGAUGGUUAACUUGACUGAUGAAUUAACUGCCGAAAAGUUAAAGUACUUGCAGUUGCAACAACGGUUAAACGACAUGUCAAGACGAAGAGAGGGCAGAGGCAGAAGAGAAGUGGAUUCUUGACGCCCCCCCUAUGAUCCAUUCUCAUCAUGCAUGUAAAACUAUGAUGUAUAUUCAGGACGGAGGGAGGGAGGGAGAGUACCAAAGCAUGUUGCCGGCAGGCUGAUAUAAUGUUUGAUUCUUCAAAGGUCACAGCCCUCCUCCUCUUUCAGACUGACAAAUAAGUGGAACCCAUGCUGCUUGCCUAUACACACACAAAUUCAUUCAUUUAUUUCCCAGUGCAAGAAGAGGAAACAAGCUUCUUUGUGCAGAUGAUCCAUCCAUGCUUGGUAUCAUUAUAUCUUUAUAUAUAUAAAUGGGUUUUUUUUUUUUUUUUGUAAUUGUGGGGGAAAUCUAAUUUAUAUCCCCUUUUGUAUCCCUUUAGAUCCUCCAUAGAUAUAUAUGUUAUAUAUAUUAAUGAUCCAUGAAUGCAACAUUGAAAUGUAAUUUUGUUAAUAAACUUUAUGUUUUUUU